Molecule: messenger RNA, 2831 nt
Organism: Nycticebus coucang (slow loris)
Lineage: Eukaryota; Metazoa; Chordata; Mammalia; Primates; Lorisidae
Gene: COP1
Product: COP1 E3 ubiquitin ligase
Exons: 20
Coding region: 304-2511 (735 amino acids)
Biological process (GO): proteasome-mediated ubiquitin-dependent protein catabolic process
Molecular function (GO): protein binding; ubiquitin protein ligase activity
Source: RefSeq, a predicted model, not a curated record
GCGCGCGAGCGCGCACGGCCAGCCUCAGCGCGCCGGGGUUGGCUGCGGCGGGGACCGUGGCGGCGGCGGCGGCCUCAACAGCGGUAGUGGCUUCUACUUGGCUUUUUUAGUUUCCUCCGCCCCCUCCCGUCGGACGCUGUUGUGCGGUUGCCUUGAAAAAACCAACUUUAUUGUUCCUCAGCCCCACCUCCCGGCGCGGCGGCGUCCUCAGGAUGCACUGAGGUGGAAAGGAGGGGAGGCGGCGGAGGGUCGCGGUCGCGGUCCCUCUCCUCCGAGCGCCCGGCCGGAGGGGAGGGAGUCACGAUGUCUGGUAGCCGCCAGGCCGGGUCCGGCUCCUCUGGGACGAGCCCUGGCUCUUCGGCGGCCUCCUCGGUGACUUCCGCCUCCUCGUCCUUAUCCUCUUCGCCGUCGCCCCCUUCCGUGGCGGCCUCGACGCCGGUGCUGGUGUCCAGCGGGGCUGCCCAGGCCGCGGCCUCGGGCAGCGUCGGGGGCCCGGCGCGGCCUGUGUUGGUGGCGGCUGCCGUGUCGGGCAGCGGCGGCGGGAGCGGCGGCGGGGCGGUGUCCGCGGGCCUGUCCCGGCUCAGCUGCGCGGCCAGGCCCAGCGCCAGCGUAGGAGGGAGCAGCUCCAGUCUAGGCAGCGGCAGCAGGAAGCGACCUCUGCUCGCCCCCCUCUGCAACGGGCUUAUCAACUCCUAUGAGGACAAAAGCAACGACUUCGUAUGCCCCAUCUGCUUUGAUAUGAUUGAGGAAGCAUACAUGACAAAAUGUGGCCACAGUUUUUGCUACAAGUGUAUUCAUCAGAGUUUGGAGGACAAUAAUAGAUGUCCCAAGUGUAACUAUGUUGUGGACAAUAUUGACCAUCUGUAUCCUAAUUUCUUGGUGAAUGAGCUCAUUCUAAAACAGAAGCAAAGAUUUGAGGAAAAGAGGUUCAAAUUGGACCACUCAGUGAGUAGCACCAAUGGCCAUAGGUGGCAAAUAUUUCAAGAUUUGUUGGGAACUGACCAAGAUAACCUUGAUCUGGCCAAUGUCAACCUCAUGUUAGAGUUACUAGUGCAGAAGAAGAAACAACUGGAAGCAGAAUCACAUGCUGCCCAACUACAGAUUCUUAUGGAAUUCCUCAAGGUUGCAAGAAGAAAUAAGAGAGAGCAAUUGGAACAGAUCCAGAAGGAGCUAAGUGUUUUGGAAGAGGAUAUUAAAAGAGUUGAAGAAAUGAGUGGCUUAUACUCUCCUGUCAGUGAGGAUAGCACAGUGCCUCAAUUUGAAGCUCCUUCUCCAUCACACAGUAGUAUUAUUGAUUCCACAGAAUACAGCCAACCUCCAGGUUUCAGUGGCAGUUCUCAGACAAAGAAACAGCCUUGGUAUAACAGCACAUUAGCCUCAAGACGAAAACGACUCACUGCUCAUUUUGAAGACUUAGAGCAAUGUUACUUUUCUACAAGGAUGUCUCGUAUCUCAGAUGAUAGCCGAACUGCAAGCCAGUUGGAUGAAUUUCAGGAAUGCUUGUCUAAGUUUACUCGAUAUAAUUCAGUACGACCUUUGGCUACAUUGUCAUAUGCUAGUGAUCUCUAUAAUGGCUCCAGCAUAGUCUCCAGUAUUGAAUUUGACAGGGAUUGUGACUAUUUUGCAAUUGCUGGAGUUACAAAAAAGAUUAAAGUCUAUGAAUAUGGCACAGUCAUCCAGGAUGCAGUGGAUAUUCAUUACCCUGAGAAUGAAAUGACCUGCAAUUCCAAAAUCAGCUGUAUCAGUUGGAGUAGUUACCAUAAGAACCUGUUAGCUAGCAGUGAUUAUGAAGGCACUGUUAUUCUAUGGGAUGGAUUCACAGGACAGAGGUCAAAGGUCUAUCAGGAGCAUGAGAAGAGAUGCUGGAGUGUUGACUUUAAUUUGAUGGAUCCUAAACUCUUGGCUUCAGGUUCUGAUGAUGCUAAAGUGAAGCUGUGGUCUACAAACCUAGACAACUCAGUGGCAAGCAUUGAGGCUAAAGCUAAUGUGUGCUGUGUCAAAUUCAGUCCCUCUUCCAGAUAUCAUUUGGCUUUUGGCUGUGCAGAUCACUGUGUCCACUACUAUGAUCUUCGUAACACUAAACAACCAAUCAUGGUAUUCAAAGGACACCGAAAAGCGGUCUCUUAUGCAAAGUUUGUGAGUGGUGAGGAAAUUGUCUCUGCCUCAACAGACAGCCAACUAAAACUAUGGAACGUAGGGAAACCGUACUGUCUCCGUUCCUUCAAGGGUCAUAUCAAUGAAAAAAACUUCGUAGGCCUUGCUUCCAAUGGAGAUUAUAUAGCUUGUGGAAGUGAGAAUAAUUCCCUCUACCUGUACUAUAAAGGACUUUCUAAGACUUUGCUAACUUUUAAGUUUGAUACAGUCAAAAGUGUUUUGGACAAAGACCGAAAAGAAGAUGAUACAAAUGAAUUUGUUAGUGCUGUGUGCUGGAGGGCACUGCCAGAUGGGGAGUCCAAUGUGCUGAUUGCUGCUAACAGUCAGGGUACAAUUAAGGUGCUAGAGUUGGUUUGAAGGUUUAUUCAAGUCAAAUUAUACUUGAUCCUGCUGAAAUACAUCUGCAGCUGACAAUGAGGGAAGAUAAAGAAACAGUCAUGUGAUGUCUCUCCCCAAAGUCAUCAUGGGUUUUGGAUUUGUUUUUAAGUAUUUUUUCUUUUUUUCCUCUUUUAUGACCUUUGGGACAUUGGGAAUACCCAGCAAACUCUCCGCCAUCAAUGUAACUCCACAGACUUUGCUGCUGUUGAUGGUGUGGUUAUCUAAUUUUUGUGAUAGGGAAACAAAUUCUUUUGAAUAAAAGUAAAUAACAAAAAAUAAUAAAAGUUUAUUGAGCCACA